AUGGAUACCCCUGCCAACAACCAGAAUACCCUCUUGAAUGUCUUCAUCGACAUCGCCCGUUCCAGCGAUGUCGAGCGUACCGUCGUCGAGUGUGGCGAGGAAAGUUGGACCUAUGGCGACCUCGACUGCAUUUCGACCGCCCUCGCCCUCGAGAUGUACCAGAAGUACGGCCCGAAGCCGGUCGUCGCGAUCGUCAGCGAGAAUCACCCUUACGUCCUCGCCACUUUGUUGGCCACCUGGAAGCUCGGAGGAAUAGUUGCACCUCUGGACUACAACGUCCCUCGUGAUAUCAUGGAGCGCAUGUUGCUUAACAUAGGGCCUACCUUUGUCCUGGUGCCUUCAACUGAGGUCAACGUUCAAAACAUCGUCAAAGACAUUGCCUAUUUAUGCUCGCCUUUUGACGCAAUGGAUUCAACCGUCACUGGUCUCAUGCAGAGGUAUCUCGACCAGUCCCCCGAACUUGCAGCUCUCGAGUUUCCUGCCCCGAGCCCAGGAGAUAUCGCGUUGUACCUCCAUACCUCCUCCGCUUCGUCUGUCGUCAACGUAAAGUGCGUACCCAUCACACAUCGAAGCAUCCUCUCCGGCGCUACGGCGCGUCUCGCUUGGUGGAAGCGUACGUGGCCUGAACAAGACUUCCAACACUUGAAGGUUCUCGGUUGGUCCCCAUGGUCGCACAUUAUCGGUUUGUCGCACGAUCUCGGCGCCGCCACGCUCUUGACAAGAGGAACGUACAUCUUCGCUAUGAUUCCGUCUGCAUACGGAACCACUCCGGGCGACGCCAAUAGAACGUCGCGGUAUCUGGAUGUUUGUGGUCAGCUCUUGGAGACUGCGAUGUCCAAGAAGCCAACUGCCUUUGCCGGAGUGCCUUGGGUCAUGGAAGGAUUUAUGAGGACUUUCAAGCAAGAAACGGAUCUCGGCCGCAAGGAACGUAUCUACGACGCUAUCAAGACUCUUAAGGUAUUUGGAUCGGGUGGCGCAGCUACCAACGCCGAAUGCCUGGAGUGGGCCAGUCAGCUCGAUAUCCCUAUUGUUUUGGAUAUUGGCAUGACGGAACUCGGAGGCCCUCUAUUCCAUUCGACCGUUGGACGUGGUGAGGGGUGGUACGCCAAGGAUUCCCUCCUCCCUGACGCCACAUUGAGCCUUAUUGGCGAAGAAGGUUCCCCUGGCACAACCGAAGGAGAACUGGUCAUUAGGAGCAGCUACAUUACGAAAGGGUACCUGCAGUACGACAAUUCGUCUUUUACGAUUGAAGAUGAUGGAACGGUGUCUUUCCGCACCGGCGAUAUUUAUGGAUAUGUUGGGGAUCAACGUAUCGCUUGGAAGGGCCGUAAGGAGGACUAUAUCCAGAUGAGCUCUGGAGAAUCUCUGGAUCCCCGCGUCGUCGAAGCCAUCUUGGACGCCUGCCCGGCCAUCGCACGCAGCUGUGUCGUUGGUAAUAACUUCCUCAAGACCUCGUCUCAGGUUGUAUGCGCCAUCAUUGAACCUGCCCAGGGUCACUCGUCAUCGCCCGAAAUUACCCGCGCAGUUGCCGCCGCAAACCGCGGUCUCGCUCCCCCAUUGCGUGUUUCCUGGGCUCGUGUCCUUGUCUUGGAAAAAGGGCAGCAGGUUCCCAUUACCAAGAAAGGUGCCAUCUUCCGAAAGAAGCUCGAGCAACUCUUUGGCGAACAGCUCAAUGCUCUCCUAAGUCGUUCACAAGAAGGUAUCGCCUCGCAAACGGAAACGAAACCCUCUGUCUGUUCGAACCUGGCCCAGGGGAGGACGAAGGACCAGAUCUCCAGCAUUGUCUCGAGCAUCGUGACAGAUGCUUUACGAAUCUCCAGAGACACUUUGGAUGGCAAUACACAAGCAACCUUCGCAGAGCUUGGAAUGGACUCGUCUAUGUCGACCAAAAUCGUCAAUCAGCUCAACCGCCAACUCGAGAUGCGCCUACCCCUCAACACCUGCCACACUUACAUCGAUCUAGUCUCGCUUACCAACGCCGUUCUUUCCAACCUCGGCAUUGAGGACGCCUCGGACGCCAAAGUACGCCCUACUGCGCGUGUAGCCCCUCCUGCCAGAGAGAAAGAAGAUAUCGUGAUCGUCGGCCAGGCUGUUCGUUUACCUGGCGAUAUCGAUACCCCCCAAUCCUUCUGGCAGGCGCUCAUCGACCAGCGAGACGACGUAAUUACGCCAGUGCCUGAAUCACGUUGGGACCAUGCCAGCUUCUAUAGGGCACCGGACUCGAAAGACCCUCCUGGUCCUUGUGACAUCACGCUCGAGAAGGCCGGAUGGGUCGACCUUGCCCACUUCGAUCACGGUUUCUUUGGCGUCUCGUCGGUGGAGGCCUACCACAUGGCCCCGACUAUUCGACUCGCACUCGAGAUUGCUUUCGAGGCACUGGAGAGUGCCAACAUACCUACGUCCAAGAUCAAAGGCAGUCAAAUGGGUGUCUUCGUGGCUACCGGUAUGGACGAAGGUUACAUCAAGCUGCUAUUCGCAGACAAAGGCUGGGGUGCCUAUACACGCUUCUAUGCCACUGGUGUUGCCACCAGCACUGCAUGCGGGCGUAUAAGCUACUUGUUGGAUGUCCAUGGCCCUUCCAUCACUAUCGACACGGCAUGCAGCUCCGGCAUCAUAGCUCUGGAUUCCGCCGUCCAAUACCUCCAAUCUGGCGAAGGCGAGUCAGCGAUUGUAUGCGGAAGCAACACACACCCUUGGCCUGGCAUCUUUGGCUUCUUGAGUGGUCAGAAGAUGACUUCGCCCAGCUCUCACUGUGCGACAUUCACGAAUCUGGCUGAUGGUUAUGUCCCUUCUGAGGGUGCAGCUGGCCUUAUUUUGAAGACCAAGAGUGCCGCUCUUCGAGAUGGCGAUAGGAUCCUCGGUGUCAUCAGAGCUACCGACGUGAAACACGAUGGCAGAUCGCAAGGCCUGGUCGCUCCAAAUGUUAAGGCGCAAAUUGCCAUGCAAAUCGCGUUGCUUGAGAAAGCCCAACUUUCACCGUCUCAGAUAGAUUUUAUUGAAGCCCACGGAACUGGUACAACGUUGGGCGAUCUCAUCGAGAUUCAAGGCAUCAAUGAAGUCUUCAAAUCGUCACACUCGCCCGAACAGCCCCUAGUUGUUGGUGCCUCCAAGUCUUGUGUCGGACACACGGAAAUCAUUGCCGGCUUGAUUGGUGUUCUCAAGGUCCUCGGGACGUUCGCUGAUGGCACAGUACCGGGUCUGGUUCAGCUCACGAAGGACAACAUGAAUCCCUCCCUGGAUUGCAGCGUAGUUCCUUUGCACAUUCCCAUCGAGACGGCGGCUGUGAAGCAGAACACGGACCUUCCUUUGCGUGCUCUUGUUUUGUCCAAUGGUUUCGCAGGCUCGAUUGCUGGUGCCAUUCUGGAAGCUCCCUCCGAAGACAUGAAGCCGCAACCAACGGCUCGGAUCCCUGAAAACAUGCCCAUGCUGUUCGUUGUCAGUGGAAAGAGUGAAGCAGCACUGACUCAAUAUCUGAACAACUAUCUCGAUUUCUGUCUCGAGGCCCCUGCGUCUUCCUUCCAUUCAGUCUGCUACACUACCUGCGUCGGUCGUGAACACUACCGCUACAGGUUCGCUUGUAUCGCAAACAACAUGCAAGACCUCAUCGCGCGCAUCGAGGAUCGUAUUCAAAACCCUCCGGCUACUAAUGGUGGCAAUGCGCGGCGCAUUCUGUUCGGCUUCCCUGGUCAAGGUUCGCAGUACCAGGGUAUGGCACGCUCUCUUGCGACUCAGUACAGCGGAUUCAGGAAUGUUGUCACGGAAGUUGCCAACAAAGCGUCCGCUCUCACUGGUUAUCCCAUUCUUCCUUACCUUGUGGAAGAAUCUGCACCUGGGCACAUGUCGAUUGAUCAGAGCGAGGUUGCCCAGGUGUGCAUCUUCGUCUUCCAGUAUUCGAUGGCCACUUGGUUGGAGACACUUGGCGUCCAAGCACAUGCAGUUAUGGGCCAUAGCUUGGGAGAAAUUGCCGCAUCGGUUAUUGCCGGGGCUUCCAGCUUUGACCACGGUUUGCAAUUUGUGGUUAUCAGAGCCAAACUUCUCCGCGCGGAUCCCGCGCAUCCUGGUGGCAUGGCCGCCGUCGCUGCCCCAGAGGAACGCGUCAAUCACUAUAUCUCUUCACUUGGUUUGCGAGGACGUGUUGCGAUAGCCGUUCAUAAUGGUCCGGACAGCAUUGUUGUCUCGGGCGAACUGAAGGGCGUUGAGAAACUUAUGGCCGCGGCCAAGCGAGAUGGUUUGAGAUCUGUCAAGUUGGUUGUAGAUCAAGGCUUCCACAGUCCUUCGAUUGCACCCGCCCUCCCUGCUCUCAAGGCAUGGCUAGAUGAACACGAAGCGUCAAUGAAGCCCCUCGAGAAGCCUUUCUUCUCUACCGUCCGCGCCAGGGAAAUACCUAAACAUCAAGACUUGAAUUCUCAGUACUGGGUGGAUCAUGCCCAAAAUUCUGUGAAAUUCCUUCAGACCGCUAGGGUGGCACAUAAGUCCUCCUCGAUUGAUGUCGUCAUAGACGUUGGGCCGCAGCCAACGGUGUGGUCUAACAUGCAGUCGUCAGAGUUUGCUGGCAAGUCCCGCCUUGCGUUUACCGGGAAACGGGGCAAGGAUCAAAUUCUAGCCAUGCUUACUGCACUUUCGGCUCUCUUCGAGAAGGGCUUUACCAUCGACUUCUCGGCUCUCUUCAGUCAGAUGCCCUAUAGGUUUACCAUGACCGACAUUCCUACAUACCCAUUCCAACGCAUCCUCAACUACCCCACCUAUAUUGCAUCUCGCAACAACCUUCUGGGAGUCGGCCAGUCUCAGGCUCGAGCAACAUCAACCUGUCCACGCUUCGUCGUCGAUCAAGCACUCUGCGAUUUCCUUGAUCUCCAUCGCAUUGAAGGUCGCAGAGUUCUCCCUGGUGCCGCUAUGGUCGACUUUUUUGCGCGUGCUGCUCCGAAGAGAUCCGUGAAAACCGUCAAAUUCCAUGUUCCUUUGGUUCUCGAAACACCGGAUACUCAAGCACGCGUCGAAGUCGAGAAGUCAUCGUUCAAGCUUGUGCAAGAAGGCUGCGAUACCACCAAGUUCUGCUCCGGCACCUUCUCCGGCGAAGCUCCAGUUCAUGUGCCAAAGAGGAUCGUCAGGGAGCCCGAGGUGGUGCCUUUGCAGAUAAUGUCCAAGAGCCAAGUCUAUGAAUGCUUCAAGAACGUGGCGUUUGGAGAGCCGUUCCGCACCGUUCAGCAGGUUAAAUUCUGGGCGGACCAUGCAGUUGGAGACAUCAUCGUCGACAAGACCAGCAGUGCUGCCCAUGACCGCAUCCGCAAAUUGGAUGCUUGCCUGCACAUGUUCGCCGCUGUCUCUUCCAAGGCUGCCCCUCCCGUUGACGACACGAACGGAGCGUUCCUGCCAACGUCUCUGGAAGACUUCACUCUUCAUACCGACGAUAUCCCCUACAACUUCACUUGCCGUUAUUAUCUUCCUCUUGAGGUUGGUCGCGGUGCCCGAGUUUUGAGCGGCUCGUUCGAAGUCUUCUCCGAGUCUGGCGAACUCUUGGUUUCCUGCAAGAAGUACACGGUUGCCUGGGUGCCCCGCGGUGGUGUUCAUAAGGAACAGGAGGCCUGUGCAGUGGAUUUGAAGGAUGUAUGGCUCCGCAAUGGAUGGAGCGUCCAGAGCCCCGCCCAACAGGAGGAGUCGUCAUGUCACAAGUACGAUGAGCUUCUGUAUGUCGGCAAUGGUCCUUCAUCUAGAGUCUUGAAGGCUCUAUCGACAUCAGCCAGGGACGCCCUGUCGCUCGAAGUUGCCGGUCUGCCACAGGACGCAGAAGGCUACAAGAACGACAAUGUUAAGUGCUUGGCUACUGGUCAGAUCGAUGCUAUAGUCACCAAUAUGCGUGGUCAGGACGUGCUCGUCGUCUUCGAUGUGAGCAAGGCCAACAACAACCCAGAUUCCAGUGAAUUCACCGCCCUUUACAUCCAACUUCUUUCUCUCCUGAGAUUCAUGGCGGACUGCAAGAUUCACAUAUCAACUCUGCUUGCAAUCACCUCUUGGUCUGCGCCGGUGGACCUUUAUACCGAAGGUCUUGACCUCUUCUCCGAUUCGAAGGCGACGUCCACGACCUUGGUUGGUGCCAUUUUGCAUGGGAUGCUGAGGGUCUUCCGACGAGAAACUGGCAUGGAUUUCGCUGCUUGGUGUCUCGAUCUCCCUAGCCUUGACUCUGUUGAUCAAUCCAAGCUCAACGAGAUCAUUUCCGCCGAGAUGCAAGCACAUCGCAAUGUUUCGGGCAGGGACACUUUCAUUUGCUACCGCGAAGAUUCCUCAAAGAAAUCGUUGUCCCGCCUUGUUCCACGUCUGCAGCCCAUCGAGAAAGUGCCAGCGAGGUCGCCCUCAGGCACUACUGUCGUUGUCGGUAUGGGUCACAUUGGGACGGAAAUCGCCUCGGCUCUUGUCGAGGCUGGCUGCAGUACGGUUGUCUUCUUGGGUCGACGGCCCGAGAGUCAUGAAGACAUCCGUGCAGCACUUGCGCGAAUCCCUGAGAAAGCUCGAGGCCAUUGCAUGUACCGACAGGGCGACGCUGCCGAUAUGCAAUCGCUGAAGAAUGCACUGGCGGAUAUCAACUACCUCUACGGCGGCAUCAAGAACGUCAUCCACACCGCCGCGGUUGUAAAAACUGCUAAUAUCAAGAACUUCGACGCUUCCGCUUACGAGGAUGUUCUUCGUCCCAAGGUCCUCGGGUCGUGGAACUUACACAUUGCUUGCCAAGAGCUCAAUCUCUCCCUUGAUUCCUUCGUUCUCUGCAGCUCCGCCAAUGUCCUUGUGGGAAACUCGGGGCAAAGUGCAUGUAUUUCCGCCAACGCCUUCAUGGACUCCCUUGCUACUUACCGUCACAACUGUGGCCUUUCUGGAAGCUCGUUGCAACUCGGCGCACCGGAAAGCAUGGAUAUGGGCGACGGUCUCGCUUUCCACUGCCAUUCGGAAGAGGUCGCCUCUAUUUUGAAGGCUAUGAUGGUGCCCAUCCCUCUGCAAAUCGUUGCGCGUGUGGACCUUAAGAACCUGGCUUCGACACCGACCUCCUCCGAAGAUCCAUUCUUUGCCUCCCUUCUCCCACCCUCGAAGAAGACUGCCGCAUCGACUGACAAGGCUAGAGUGUCGACCGAAGACGCCAAGAAGAUUGCCUUGUCCAUCCUUCGUGCUGCGAUGGAGUUACAGCCUAACGAAACGCUCGACACGAACGAGCCAUUGGGUGCUUGUGGUGCCGACUCCAUCGCGUUCGCCCAGUUCAAAGGACAUCUUCUCAAGGAGCUGCAGGUGGAUGUUCCGGAUAAAUUCUUGUCGGACGAGUACACGAUUGGCGAUAUGAUUAGCAACAUCCUUGAGACCUACAGUGCGACAGCAUGA
Messenger RNA from Cyclocybe aegerita, 7359 nucleotides. NCBI's taxonomy places the organism in Eukaryota, Fungi, Basidiomycota, Agaricomycetes, Agaricales, Hemipholiotaceae. The record is from the annotation of a GenBank genome assembly.